Pieris macdunnoughi is the source of this 420-nucleotide messenger RNA. NCBI's taxonomy places the organism in Eukaryota, Metazoa, Arthropoda, Insecta, Lepidoptera, Pieridae. The record is from the annotation of a GenBank genome assembly.
AUGGACCUGGUGGUCGUAGCCAUGAACACGGGUGGCAUGAACACAGGCCUCAUGGUCAUGGACGACAUGGGCAUGGACGACAUGGGCAUGGACCACAUGGGCAUGGACCUCAUGGGCACGGACCACAUCGUCACGGCUGCCAUGGACACGGACCUCAUGGUAAUGGAUCACAUGGGCAUGGACCUCAUGGCCACGGUCCACAUCGUCACGGCUGCCAUCAACAAGGGUCUCAUGGUCAUGGACCACAUAGCCAUGGACAUCACGGUCAUGGACCCCAUGCGCACAAAUGGCAUCCAUUCGGACGUCACGGACCACCAUAUUUUGGCAAGCAUUUUGGACGUAACCACUACGCUGGACCCCAAGAUCCAUGUCAUAGUAUGCGCUUUAGCCCUGGCUGCCAAAAGAAUGAUACAGUUUUGA